Schistosoma curassoni is the source of this 2153-nucleotide messenger RNA. The record is from the annotation of a GenBank genome assembly. NCBI's taxonomy places the organism in Eukaryota, Metazoa, Platyhelminthes, Trematoda, Strigeidida, Schistosomatidae.
CGCAAUAUUUAGGUAGUGCGUUACAGUUAGUUUGAACCGAGGCAGUCAAUUUUAUUCUGUAUGCUUUGCAUCAUAUGAGAAUUUCUAAAUAUUUGUUUUAUUGGUUUCUCACAAAUAUCGCGGUCAGACGUAGCAAACGAUAACUUUGGUCAAUUAAAAGUGGUCAAUGUUCUCAAAUGGAAAGACCCUUACCAUUCUCACGUUCCAAACUACCUAAAUCAAAGCAUCGUUUUGUCUCAUGGUCUGUGAAGCAAAAACAGAAAAAAUUCAAUCAGGCCCUAUCGGCGAACCGUUCAAAUGUCCCUUUUAAUUGUCCUUUAAUUGGAUGUUCUGGGAUUGGUCAUAUUAAUGGCCGAGAUACUGCACACGUGACCCUAUCUGGAUGCCCUUUGUAUCACAAUAUGAGCUUUGUGAAAUGGGCGGAGAUGCGUGCUCGGGAAGAAGGUCUUGUUGUUCCAGAAUCCAUUAUACGGAUAUCUCAAAAUUCACCAUCACCUUCUAAAGUUAAGCACAGGGUUGACCGUUCACAUCAGUUUAAAACUACACAAAGGGAACCUAUGCUUGAUGAUUUAGCUAGCCAAGUAGAGUUGUACCAGUUUCGUCGUGCUCAACAAAGAUUGGUUUCAACCUAUGAGACGGAUGCCCGAGAACAUUUACUUCUAUGUGCACGAGUGGCUUCGAAUUCAGGAAAUGUACCCAAUAAUGCAUUUUCCGAAAAUAUUGAGUUUGCUACAGAACAGCGCAUACGUUCUGUUAUUUUUGGAACAUGGGAUUUACAACCGUGGUAUCAGAGUAAUUAUCCUGCCGAUUUGAGUUGUCUACCUACCAUAUACAUUUGUGAAUUCUGUCUAUGUGGAAUGCGCCAUAAGGUUGCAUAUGAUCGUCAUAAAAUUAAUUGUGGUCGAACGUUUCCUCCAGGUAAUGAAAUAUAUCGUAAGGAGAAUCUAUCGUUUUUUGAAAUUGAUGGACAAAAGCAUCAGGAAUAUUGUCGAAAUUUAUGUUUAUUAGCUAAAUUAUUUCUGAAACAAAAAACAGUUCAUGAGUUAGAUCAAGUUCCUGCAUUUUUAUUCUACGUAUUAACUGAAACAGAUCAAGAUGGUUCACAUAUUAUUGGUUAUUUCUCAAAACAAAAAGCUGAUGAUCAAUGUGACAACUCCGUCAAUACCGUGUACAAUAAUCUUUCAUGUAUUCUCAUUUUACCGCCUUAUCAAUGUCGUGGUUUUGGUCGUAUGCUAAUCGAGAUGAGUUAUAUUUUAAGUCGACUAGAACAACGUAUUGGUACACCAGAACGUCCAUUAUCAGAUUUGGGCAUCAUUAUUUACAGAAGAUAUUGGCGUUUUGAAAUUUUAAAAUACUUAUCGUCAUUCACAGCUAAAUCAAUUAAUAUUCGAAGUUCAGUCAACAUAAAAUGUACAUUUGCCAACAAAGACUGAUCAAAUUUUAGUAUAAAAUAUCAGAAACGAAAUUUUAUGAUAUUACAAUGGUACCGAGGAACGGAACGUAAACCAGGAACACAAUAAUGGGACGAAGCUAAGUUAUUCUUCUGCAUCCCAGCUCUGUUAGCUAGAUGAAGAUCAGAGUCAGCUAGAAAAAUAUAUAAUUCUACAACCAGCCCAGAAGAACGAAUAACAAACACCCAAAUCUUAUAUGAUGUAUACAAUAUAAAAAUGUCCUUGAAGAGCGUCACUAAAUAAAGUACCGAAAAAGAAGACGAACCAAUAAAAUUUAAAGUCCUUCCAGGCGGGUAACACAAGUUAAAGGUAGUAAUGGGAGCUUUUGGCGCGAAAACGAUAGAUUCAAAUCUCUACAAUUAAAUUACAAAAAUAGGAUGUUUAUCAAGUGAUUUCUGGGGGUCCAGCAUCUCCAACUUCGUUGUAUGUGCUUCCGGUUCCGGAGGUUGUCUCACCAGAUGUCAUACGGUACUUAAUGGGACCUUAGCUUGCUGAAACUGGUCAAACCAAUCUAAACUAAGUAGAUUUAAAGUAACUGGCGUUACGCAACAUACCCUGGUGAACACCGAUUCUCGGGAAGACACGUCACAAUCUAGUCGUCCGAACAAACGCAGAUAACUACCACAUGCUGUACGAGCCUUUUAUCUUGUUAGCUGAAUGCACGGGCUGCCCAUUUCGAUCCCAAAUUUACGGGAGAUAAUG